This is a messenger RNA of Schistosoma curassoni, 1260 nucleotides long. NCBI's taxonomy places the organism in Eukaryota, Metazoa, Platyhelminthes, Trematoda, Strigeidida, Schistosomatidae. The record is from the annotation of a GenBank genome assembly.
AUGAAAAAUAUGAUCUCAUUGGAUGUAGAAUCUUUGUUCACCAACGUACCACUUAUAGAGACUAUUGAUUUUAUAUGCAAGCAAAUAUCAAAGAAACAAAUCAACAUUGGCCUGCCUAACGAUAGCCUAAGGGAACUGCUCCUAAGAUGCACUCUGAAUGUACAUUUUGUCUUCAACAAUACUUACUAUAGACAAAUAGACGGGAUAGCCAUGGGCUCGCCUCUAGGCCCGAUUUUAGCUGACCUCUUCCUAGCAAAGCUAGAAAACGGACCUCUCAAUGAGACUAUUAAGAAACUCGAUUUAUAUUGCCGAUACAUUGACGACACAUUCAUUAUCGUAGACCAAAACACUAGUAAAGAGGAACUCCUAGACCAAUUCAACAGUGUUCACCCAGCGAUCACCUUCACUGGUGAAAGCGAGCAUGAUAAGAAGAUGAGCUUCCUUGACGUCACGCUAAGCAGACGAAGUGACGGCACAUUAAGUAGAAGCGUGUAUAGAAGAAACCCCUCUUCAUGCCAAUAUACUCACUUCUGCAGUUUCACACCCAUCCGGUACAAGAGAAAUUUGGUCAGAUGUCUCACGAGCAGAGCAAAAAAGAUCUGUACAGUAGACACUCUAAGUCAGGAGCUUGAAUUUCUCAACAACUCACUGACCGAGAUCGGCUACCCCAGCGCGUUCAUCAAGAAAUACAUGCAGGAUAUAAUAAAGAAGUCGGAGAUUUCGACUGUUCGUAAGAAACCUUUAUACAUGAAAGUGCAAUUCAACGGGGAUGUGGCUAGUGACACUCUGAAAUAUAGGUUAACCAGAGUAAUCACCAAGACAUUCUACGCAGCCAAUCUUGCGUUGACCUUCUCUUGUCGACCAGCGAUGUCUACUCAAACGAAGGAUAAGUUACCUGAGUUGGCCUCUUCCAUGUGCAUUUACAAAUUCAGCUGCUCCUGUGGAGAUAGCUAUAUAGGGCGUACUACCAGGCAACUUAACCAACGAAUGAGUGAACAUCUACCAACUUGGUACAUAAAGGGUCAGAGAAAAACUAUUCGCAGUUCUAUACUAGCACAUCUUAUUGAUAGCGGUCAUGCAGUAGAGAAAUCGAAAUCAUUUCGAGUUAUCUAUCGUAUACCUCCAUCAUUUCCCGACGGAGUCCGUUCCCGUCUCCUAUAUAUAGCUGAAGCCAUUGGAAUUCGUACAUAUAACCCCAAUCUAUGUGUACAGAAGAAAUACGUGACUCCCCUAUCCCUUCCAUGGCCAGUUAUAACUUAA